AUGUCACCUAUAAAUGCCCUAUAAAUGGAGCAAGGCUUCAGGUGCAUCUGAACAACUUAUCUGCAUCGAUACCCAGUGCUACAAACAUGGCUGUCUCAGUGCUUCGGCUGACAACUGUCUUGGGACUGCUUGCCUUACUCCUGAUUUGCCAGGCUGAUGACAAACCAGGUGACAAACCAGACAGCUCAAGCAAAAAACCAGAGCCAGAGUUCCCCAAAUUCCUAAACCUCUUGGGCACGGAGAUCAUUGAGAAUGCGGUGGAGUUCAUUCUCCGUUCCAUGAUGAGGAGCACAGAUUAUAUGGAAUUUGGUGAUAAGCGAGAAGAACAUUCAUCAUAGUGACUUCCCCAGAUUCCACAUAUGAGCGAUCUCAUAUGGUAUUUCUGCACAGCAAAGGAAACCAGAAGUAAAACAAGAAGACAACCUACGGAAUGGGAAGAAAUUUUUGCAAAUGAAACCGACAAAGGCUUGAUCUCCAGAAUAUAUAAGCAGCUCAUACGACUCAAUAAGAAAAAAAAUAAACAACCCAAUCCAAAAAUGCACACAAGACCUAAACAAGCAAUUCUCCAAGGAAGACAUACAAAUGAUCAAAAGGCACAUGAAAAAAUGCUCAAUAUCACUAAUUAUCGGAGAAAUGCAAAUCAAAACUACAAUGAGGUAUCACCUCACACCAGUCAG
This is a messenger RNA of Camelus dromedarius (Arabian camel), 677 nucleotides long. RefSeq names its product chromosome 3 C5orf46 homolog (gene C3H5orf46). The record is from RefSeq and is a predicted model, not a curated record. The coding region runs from base 87 to 338 and encodes 83 amino acids. Lineage: Eukaryota; Metazoa; Chordata; Mammalia; Artiodactyla; Camelidae. The transcript has 4 exons.